Molecule: messenger RNA, 1329 nt
Organism: Capsicum annuum
Lineage: Eukaryota; Viridiplantae; Streptophyta; Magnoliopsida; Solanales; Solanaceae
Product: probable LRR receptor-like serine/threonine-protein kinase At3g47570
Exons: 3
Coding region: 1-1329 (442 amino acids)
Biological process (GO): protein phosphorylation
Molecular function (GO): protein binding; ATP binding; protein kinase activity
Source: RefSeq, a predicted model, not a curated record
AUGAAUCAAUUCUCAGAUGGAAUUCCUAGAGAAAUUGGAGGAUUGGAAACUUUGGUGCAGCUUUCUUUGAGACACAACAAUUUGCAAGGUACUAUACCCGACUCAAUGAGAAACAUGGUAGGUUUGGAAUUCCAAGACCUUUCUCAUAAUAAUAUAUCUGGAAACAUUCCUAAGUCUUUGGAGAAGCUUCAAAACUUGAAGUAUUUCAAUUUUUCUGUCAACAAAUUGUAUGGUGAAAUACCCUCGGGAGGUCCUUUCAAGAACCUCUCGAGUCAGUUUUUCAUCUACAAUGAAGCAUUGUGUGGUUCUUCAAGAUUUAGUGUCCCGCCAUGCCCCGCUUCAUCAAAGCACAGAUCAAAUAGGAAAAAAUUGCUAGUUCUUUUUCUUUUUCUGGGAAUUGCACUAGUAGUUGUUCCUAGCACCUUUAUUUUCUUCUGGAUAAGGUAUAGAAAAGGUACAAGAGUUCUUCAACAAGCUGAUUCAUUGUCUUCCGUAACAAGUGAAAGAAUUUCAUACUAUGAAUUGAUCCAAGCAACUGAUUUGCUUAGCGAGAGUAAUCUGAUUGGUUCUGGAAGUUUCGGCUCUGUUUACAAAGGUGUUCUCCGAAGUGGAACUGCCAUUGCAGUCAAAGUGUUCAAUCUGCAACUAGAUGCGGCAUUCAAGAGCUUUGAUAUGGAAUGUGAAGUUCUGCGCAGCCUUCGCCAUAGGAAUCUCAUAAAAGUCAUUACUAGCUGUUCCAACCUUGAUUUUAAGGCUUUAGUGCUGGAGUAUAUGCCAAAUGGAAGUCUUGAGAAGUAUUUGUAUUCACACAAUUACUUCCUCGACAUCAGGCAGAGGCUAAGCAUAAUGAUAGAUGUGGCAUCCGAGUAUGUCUUGCUGGAUGAUGAUAUGGUUGCCCACCUAAGAGACUUUGGUUUUUCAAAACUACUUGGUGAAGAUCAGGGUGAUUUGUACACUAAAACCUUAGCAAUAUUGGGGUAUAUUGCUCCAGAGUAUGGACUGGAAGGACUAGUGUCAACAAAGUGUGACGUCUAUAGUUAUGGGGUCAUGUUGCUGGAAACAUUUACUAGGAGAAAGCCUAAUGAGUUUGAAGGAGAUCUUAGCUUGACGCAAUGGGUGAGUUAUUCACUUCCAGAUGCUGUAAUGGACGUCGUGGAUGCCAACUUGGUAACAGCAACAGGUAAUGGCUUACCAAAGGAGGUAGAUGUUGUGGCAUCAAUCAUGAAAGUAGCAUUAGAUUGUUGUGCUGAAUCUCCGGCAAGAAGGACAAACAUGAAAGAUGUUGUAGGGAUGCUGCAGAAAACCAAGAUUCAACUUCUUGCAUGCUGA